This is a messenger RNA of Lytechinus variegatus (green sea urchin), 3456 nucleotides long. RefSeq lists its product as uncharacterized. Gene Ontology annotation, molecular function: GTPase activity; GTP binding. The transcript is spliced from 13 exons. NCBI's taxonomy places the organism in Eukaryota, Metazoa, Echinodermata, Echinoidea, Temnopleuroida, Toxopneustidae. The record is from RefSeq and is a predicted model, not a curated record. The coding region runs from base 1 to 1440 and encodes 479 amino acids.
AUGACAGGUCUAAAGAAUACCACUGCUACAAAUAGAUUUUGCAAGGGUAAAGCCAUAGUCACACUGGUGAUACUGACUCCAGACCAACCAAAGACUUCUGUGCAUGAAUGGUAUGGGAGAUACGAGAGGAUUCACCGUCCACAGGAAACAUGGACCAAGUUUGUAAAACAACAAGAGAUUUCAUUGGAGGCAACUGAAUCAAGACUAAAUACAAUCAGCAAGAAGCUUGGUCUAAGACUGCUAGCACCACGGAAGAAGAUCAAUGUCCUUCUAAUUGGUAAUCACUCAGCAGGAAAGAGUUCCUUUAUCAAUUGGUAUGUUGAAGAACAUGUUCAAAGGACGGGAGUUGCCAUCGAGACCCAAGGUUUCUCCUUCAUCACUAGUGGACGUAAACGGGAGUCACUCACUGGAAAUGCCACUCUCCAUCUUUACCCACACUUCAAGGAGCUGGCGAAAUUGGAAGGAGUGGUGGAAUACUUGAACACUGAAGUGAUAACAUCUAAGCAGAAGAAGUUUAGUCUGGUAACCUUUGUAGACACACCAGGGUUAGUGGAUGGUGAUAUGAAGUAUCCCUUUGAUGUGGAGCAGGCUAUCUUAUGGCUAGGUGACCUUGCUGAUCUGAUCUUUGUGUUCUUUGACCCCAUUGGUCAAGCUUUGUGUAAAAGGACAAUGAACCUGGUUGAGAAGCUGAAUGAGAAACAUGCUGACCGGGUCAAGUUCUAUCUUACUAAGGCUGAUGAGGCUGGACAUGAGAGUGACAGACAGCGUGUACUCAUGCAGAUUGUCCAGGAGCUAUGUAAGAGACCUGGUUUAAACCGAGCCGGCUUCAACAUGCCAACAAUAUACAUCCCAACAUUAUCAUCAGGAAAGAGUCGAUGUGUGAACCAGAUAGAAGAGGUUUGUAAGGAUAUAGAGAAAACGAUCAAACAAACCAUUCAGAACACACUCAAUACUCUAGAGACUGAUUGUGAACACAUCUCAAGACUCAUUGAUGAUAAGCUAGAUGAAGACAGGCAAGCAAAUUCCUACAACUUCCGAGCUAAGGGUAAAUCAUUGAUCUUCUACGCCCUUGGAUUGUUGCUUCCAUUUCUUCUGUUCAUUAACUUCUUGGCCAGUACAGUGUCUGAUGAGUUCACAUCAGGUUUACUAGGAGAAGAUGGAGCUACCAUGCUGAAAUCAUACCUGAGUCCUAUAGGAGGUAUUUGGCAUACCAUACCUGUUGAGUAUCAUCUGCAUGCUAUGAUUGGUAUAGCUCUUAUAUGCUUCCUGCUUCUCCUCUUUGCUAAGCUUUCAACAAGAUUAAAGCCUACAUUGAGUCGUAAAGAGAAGAGGUACUUCAGUGAACAGAGAGAGUAUGUACAGAAACAAGUAAAGGGAGCAAAGGAGAAGUUGUACACAGAAUACUUGAACCAAUGUGUAGCUAUCUCUGACCUAAGCUGAAGGACCAUCUCUAUACAUCAACAGAGUACUAAUUAUGUCUACCUUGUAAUAUAAACGAGCCAUUAUUACAAAUCACAAUCACGGCAUGUAAAUAAGAAUGUAAUAAUAAACUGCAGUUGUAUUGAUUGGAUAUGUAUAGAUGAAGGGCCAUGAAGUAACACUUUGAAAUAUAGUGAUAGAUAAUAAGUAAGGUUUUCAUAGCGCACUUUUCAUCUUAAUUAGGUGCUUAAGGCACUCAGCAAAUUUACAACAAAAUUGUUAGCUUACUGAUUAAUGAAGAUGUGAAUUUGGAAUCGAUUUUAAGUUCAUAUUUUACAAUUUCAUUAUUUGAAAUUAUGAAAUGAUUAAAAUAGAAGUACUUUUGAUAACUUAAUGUAUGAAAUUAUGCUGCAUAUGAUUAUUAGCCUCCCUUUAUAACUUCAUUCUGUAUAAUAUCCCUAGCUAUGUGGUGUAACCAGGGUCGGGAGUUUCAACAAAGAUCGAAACUCUUAAGAAUCAGAGAACUUCAAAUCCUAUUGAUAACCAUUUAAAACAAAUAAAGCGGAUUAUUCAUUAGAUAGACCUUUUCAAGUUCUCAGGUAGAAAAUUCUAUUUGCAAAGAAGUACCAUAUGUUUAACAUGUCAAGUUCAUUGACAAAUGAUUUUUGUUUUGAAAAGAUUGAGCUGAAUAUUUGAAUUUUUUAAAUUAACUUGCAUAAAAUAUUAUUAGUGGUAUAGAGAACAGUAGUUAUCAAUUAUUCUUUUAAUAGCAAUUCCAGAGACCUUUUAUCAUGCAAUCAAAUUUGAGACCAAAUGUUUAAAUAAAUGAUCUGUAACUUUGGAUAUUUGUAUUAAAAAGGAGAAUAUUGAAUUAAUUAGUUGUGGUGUAUUCGAUAAUCCAUUCACAAGUUAUAAAAUUAUAUCACUAUCAACUUUGAAAGAAGUAAUGUUUAACUAUAUAAGAUUACGCUUUAGGCAUUUACAGUUUUCACUGAAAUGAAAUAUUAAAAAAAGCAAGAUGAUAAUCAUUUGAAUUUAAUUGAAUGUUUGUCAUCUCACAUUUCUUAAGAUAAUCAACUGAUUUAAGAAUUUUCUUUAGAAUUAGAAACUGAAAGGAGGAGGGUUUGUGAGUAAUAUAUUAUUUUAAUCAUUUUGUGUAGUAUAAAAUGUAUUGACAGCACAAAAUAAUCUUUAAGGUCUGUAUAUGAAAAGAAGCAGUAUAGAUUUAAUUUUUUUUUGAAGUGACAUGUCUGGUUUAAAAAUGUUUGCCCAAGCAAGUUGUGUUUAAAAAAUCACCAUGAUUGUUUUUUUUUAUAUAAAAAUGCUAAGUGCCUCUUAUCUGAAGUAUUUUGUACAGAGAAAAUUAUUGAUAAAGUAUAUUAAGUAUUACCUUCUCAUCAUUAUCUCCAGCUAUCAGUUUUUAAGAUCUCAAUUUACCAUACUUUUGUGUGGGUCAAUCAACGUUUAAAAAUGACAAUCUAAUUAAAUUUUUCUAAGUUAAUUGGUUUUUGUUUAAAGGAUCAAGAAUUAUGACCUAUUCCAGUUGGAAUUUGGAGAAUGUUCUAUACAGGUUACAGAUAAAAAAAUUGUCUAUAAGAUUACUUUCUCAAUGGAUUGGCUAUGGGAUCUGGGUCAUCCCUGUACAGAUGAUAAUUCGAGUAUUCAGUGUGAGUGAGUGACUAUCAAUUUCCCUAUUUCAAUCUCCAAAUGUUUUAUUUCCAACCACAAUGAACCUAAAAUUUCUAGCUGUGUAGGUUUUCCAGUUGAUGUGUGUGAUUUGCUCAUUAUUUGUAGAACUUUUUUUUCUUGCCCAUGUCAAAUUGCACUUUACAAAACUAUCAGCAGUAUAAGAAUUAGUUAUUUCGCCUAUUGUAAUGUUCCACCUGCAAUCUGAUAUUAUUUGUUUCUGCAUGAUAAUCUUUAUUUUUUUUUAGUUUGACUGCCUCAAGAACUGUAUCCCUGUUGCCUCAAAUCUGAAAUCAUCUGUAUUCUGUAGGUCAUUACUUCAAUUCACAAGAAUGAAAUUAAAGUCAAUGA